Molecule: messenger RNA, 231 nt
Organism: Debaryomyces fabryi
Lineage: Eukaryota; Fungi; Ascomycota; Pichiomycetes; Serinales; Debaryomycetaceae
Exons: 1
Coding region: 1-231 (76 amino acids)
Biological process (GO): transmembrane transport
Cellular component (GO): membrane
Molecular function (GO): transmembrane transporter activity
Source: RefSeq, a predicted model, not a curated record
AUGUUUAUUUUUGCCGGAUUUUCACUUCUUUUUUGGGUAUAUUUUUAUUUCUGUGUACCUGAAACUGCAAAUAGAACCCUUGAAGAAGUAGAUGAGAUGUAUUUUAACAAAGUUCCCUUAAGAAAAUUCGGCAAUUAUGAAACGUUUUCUUCCAGAGAAAACAAAGAAGCUUUUGAGAAAGUUACCGCUAAUGAAAAAAGUAAUGAAGUUCUUCAUGUCGAGGAAAUUUAG